CAAACAGACAAACGUAGCAGAGUAGAGAUCGAAUCGGUCCAUUUUUAGCACUUUCAGCAACUGUAUGCUAGUGCAACUCUAAAGCAAACUUUGUUCAUUAAAUUUGAAUAUGUAUUAAUAAUAUACAGUUUCUAGUGCUAUUCAAUAAGACGCUGGGUAUUACACAUAGGAAAUACCAGAAGUCUUUCUCCGCGAGGCCUGUGAUAUGAAUGAAACCUCAUGUUGGGUUUAACAGCAACACAUCUGUGAACUAGCACCAUUUAGCCAGUUAACGUUAGCUGCUGCAGGCUGGCUGAAUUGAUGACUUGGCCUGUUGAUUUUUUGUUAUUUGUUGCUCUUGGGUUGUUACACGCUCAGCCGCUCCUCUGCUAUCAGGAGAUCUUCCCAUUAUCCUCAUGGAUUUGAAUUUUUAUUCGGAUCUCUCUGACGGGACUGGUCAACAUGUUGAUUCCGAGUUCAUGGAAAACUCGUCUUACAAUGGAUAUGAUCCAGUGAACAAGUUCGCAGGUGGCAAUGAUUCAUACCUGACCAUCAGUGGACCUGGUCAUCAUUGGUCAUCUGAGGUAGUGCUACACAAACCUCAAAAAACAUUCCAUACACCCUGUUUGGGUGAUGAAGAGUUUGAAAUCCCACCGAUCUCCUUGGAUCCAGAUUCUGCGCUCACCAUUGAGGAUGUGGAAGCCCAUUUCGGAGAGCUGGCUGAACAGGCUGAGACCUCAGGUGCUUCUGGAGUUGGAAAUAGUCUUGCCAGGAAUCCUGUGGUAGGGGGGAAUGAUCCCUCUUUUGCUUCUGCGUUCAUGAAUCCAUCAUCUCAGGGCAUAGAGCACCUGAGUAUGGGUGUGAUUAACCAGUCGGGGGGGAGUGCACUACUGAGCUCAACUCUGGGUGUGGAUCUUGGACAUUCAGUUGGCUCCCAUUUCACCAAUUCCUCUUCCAUGACUAUUGACGUUCCAAUAAACGACAUGAACCACAGUCUCUUAGGACACAGCCAGCUCACCACCAUAGACCAUUCAGAUCUAAGUGCUCAGUUAGGGCUCAGCCUUGGUGGUGGAGCCAGUGUGUCAAAGUCUCCUGACCAACCGCUGUCAACCACACCAUCCCCUGCUGGCUCGUUGCAGGAUGAAGACAUGGAGGAUUUCAGACAAAAAACUAUGCUGGUGGACCCAUCCUCAGCCUCUCCGGCGAUCGUUUCGCACAUCCCCAACUUGACUGGUUCCGCCCAGCUCUCCUCUGCUCCUCUAGCUGUGGUGAGGAGGGUGGGUGGUAAGCCGGCCAUGGUGCCUCUGACCGCAGCGGACACAGGAGCAACACUCGGAGGCAAAAAAGGAAAAAAGAAGAAAGAUCCUAAUGAACCACAGAAGCCAGUGUCAGCCUAUGCUCUGUUCUUCAGAGACACCCAGGCAGCCAUUAAAGGCCAGAACCCCAAUGCCACAUUCGGUGAGGUGUCAAAGAUAGUGGCGUCCAUGUGGGACAGCCUUGGAGAGGAGCAAAAACAGGUUUACAAAAGGAAAACGGAGGCAGCCAAAAAAGAGUAUCUGAAAGCGUUAGCAACCUACAGAGCAAAUCAACUGUCAAAAUCAUCUACUGAGGUGGAGGAUAGCGCUCCUUCUACUCCUCCCUCUGUCCCCUGUCCCACACCCGUCACUCCUGCUGCCCCUGCCCGUCCACGGCUGACGCCCAUCCCUGAGCAGAACACCAUCACCAACAUCUGCGCCUCCAAUAUCAUCCUCGACGGGCCUCAAGUCACUACCCGUUCCCGCACGGGCUCUCUACCCCUAGCCAUCAGCCAGCCCCCGACGCCCACUGUCACAAAAAUCAUCAUCUCCAAACAGAUGUUGCAGGGAGGUUCUCAGAUCCACCAGAUCCCCACGUCCAUGGUGACGGUGAUUCCGGCUGGAUUGCGAGCUGUUCAGCCAGCUGCUGCCGGACGACAGCCUCCACCACUGCAGCAGAUGCAGGGCACCCCACCUCCUCCACGUCUGCAGCAGAUGGUACAAACACAAGCCCCGCCUCCGCUUCAGGCCAAGCCCCGUGGAGGGGCAGGAGGUUCCGUGGCUGUCACGGCUACACCACCUCCACCUCUUCAGAUUAAGAUUGUGCCAGCUUCUUUACACUCUGACCUCUGCACACCGAUUAUUGUUACUACAGCUACAAGUGCUAAUCCUGUUAUUGCCUCAAGCACCAUCUCAGCCUCAGCACAUCCCGCCCCUGUUGAGGUGCAAGUUGAAGAGCCCAGAGAGGAGUUGGUCACUGGGACAGAUGAGGCUGUGACAGAGGAACCUGAAGAGAUGGAGAUGGAGGUAAGUGUUGCUCCUGAGACCUCCUCUUCAGCUCCUCCUACAAAUCUCUGUGUCCGUGCUGGAUGUACAAACCCUGCCGUGGAGAGUCGAGACUGGGAUAAAGAGUAUUGCAGCAAUGAAUGUGUGGCAACCCACUGCAGGGAUAUUUUUAUGGCCUGGUGUUCAAUCAAGAGCCAGAACUCAGCCACCGUCAAAUAAAUGAAAAUCCUCCUGUUUCUGGGCCUUAAUAUGCCUGGAUGUGUCUUUUUUUUUUAUGCGAACACAACAGAAUUUUACUGGAUUUCUGAGUGAAGGUGUAGUGUUUUGUUGUAAAUAGCUUAUGCAUGAAAAAAAAGCAGUGGGAAAAAUCACUCUGUUGAAAAUGUCUUUGUUACAACUGUUGGAAGUAGUAGUGAACAUACUGUAAACCCCAACUUGUUUGUUUUCCCACAUUGAAAUUGUCAGAAAAGGACCUAUGUGAUUGUAGUACUUUGUUUGGGCCACAUUUUUUUCAUUCUGUUUUGGUCGUGAUUUAUUUUUUUAUGUGUGAUUUCUAGUGAUUUGUGUGAAAGUGGGACAAAAUCCAAACCUUUGUAUUAUUUUCAAAUAUAGUAGUUUUGAUUAUGAUGAAAAAAUUGAGUGUUAGUGAAUCUCAAGUCAUACAAUCAUUCUGAAAUGCUAUUAUUUUUUGUUUAAUGCAAUUUCCUCUUGUACAGACAGUAUCUUAGAUCAGUGUUCAGAAGUGCUCUCAUGUCAAAUCUUUUUGCCUUAGUUAUGGGGUUUUGCUGACUUUUUUUUUUAGAUUGUGUUACAGAAAUUAUUCAAGUAUUAAUAAAAGGCAGCCAAAAUGG
Cyprinus carpio (common carp) is the source of this 3130-nucleotide messenger RNA. RefSeq names its product TOX high mobility group box family member 4-B-like. Gene Ontology annotation, molecular function: chromatin DNA binding. Gene Ontology annotation, cellular component: nucleus. NCBI's taxonomy places the organism in Eukaryota, Metazoa, Chordata, Actinopteri, Cypriniformes, Cyprinidae. The record is from RefSeq and is a predicted model, not a curated record. Gene Ontology annotation, biological process: regulation of transcription by RNA polymerase II.